Messenger RNA from Lineus longissimus, 3575 nucleotides. Its product is annotated as ankyrin repeat and EF-hand domain-containing protein 1-like. The transcript is spliced from 8 exons. The coding region runs from base 185 to 2524 and encodes 779 amino acids. NCBI's taxonomy places the organism in Eukaryota, Metazoa, Nemertea, Pilidiophora, Heteronemertea, Lineidae. Gene Ontology annotation, molecular function: calcium ion binding; protein binding. The record is from RefSeq and is a predicted model, not a curated record.
GGUUACUGUCAACAGUGGUGAAAUGGCUUCACAGAGGCGAUUAAAAACACGCAAAGUAAUGAGUCUUCGUGCAAAGACAAUGAGGUUAAUUACCGUAACAUGAUACGAGUGUGUUAAGCACGUCUACCAGUCAACAUAGAUCUCUAAGAUUUUAUCAUUCAAAUCGCAACCAUUCCCAGUAAAAAUGCCGAUUGCACAGACAAGACUUGAGACCAUGCAGGUCUGUAAGCUCCUGCAAUGUGUGCGGGAGGAGGACCGAGAGCAGAUCGAAAAACUCACCCUGAAUGGCGUACCUCAUCUUAUAAACUACAACGAACCAACUGAAGGGGACACUGCUCUCAAUAUAGCUGCCUGCGCCAACAACGACUCCAUGAUUCAGUUCCUUCUUGAUCUUGGUGCUCACCCAGACGUCAUGGACUUCAAAGGGCGAUCUUCGGUGAUGAGGGCUGCAGAAUAUGGCCAUAUUCAGUGCCUGGAGGUGUUAGCAAAGUCUGGUGCUGAUAUGAAACUCUCAGAUUUGGAAGGAAAGGGUGUCAUCUUCUUCUGUAUUUCUCCGACACAAAGACAUGCCAAAUGCCUCGAAAUAGCUCUCCAACACGGAGCCGAAGUCAACAACAAAAACAAGUCAGGAAAACCGGUCUUCUUUGUUGCCUGUGAGACUGCGAUGGACAAUCAAGAUUCAUGUGUCCAGCUACUUGAAAAGGGAGCUGACCCAAAUGCAAUCCAUGAGGCUACUGGUCGAACACCCUUGAUGGUAGCUUCGCAGAGUGGUAGUGUUAUAGUUGUGCGGGCAAUCCUGGAACGAGGUGGAGACGUGAACGCGCUGGACCGCAAGGGUGCCCACGCUGCCCAUUAUGCUGCUAAAGGUGGAUUCUUUGACGUCCUUUGCUGCCUUGCUGGUCAUGGUGCCAAUUUUGACCAGGUUGAUGAUAAAGGCAAUACGCCAAUCCACUUCGCUGCUGAUGGCCAUGCCCUAUGCUGUCGAUUUAUGGGACAGAGAGGUGGCAACCCGAAGCCAAAAAAUGAUGACGGUUUUGUAGCAAAAGUAAUUGCCAAGGACAAUGGGCACAAGGACUGUCUGAAAGAAUUGAAAAAAGCUGAACGAAACCAUGGGAAAAUCGGCAAGAACAAUGAACCAUGGGCAAUUGCAUUGUAUGAUUGGAGCGUGGAGAAAUCAAAGGCCCUUCUGGAGUUGUGUCAAAAGUUUGAUCCAGAUGCCAAUGGUUACUUGCCCAAAGACGAUUUUGAGGAGUGCCUUAGGAAUUUGGGGGCACCGCUGAAUGAUGAUGCAUUGAAAAAAGUCUUGCCGCUUCAUGAUAAGAAUAAGGAUGGGAAUGUGGAUUACAAGGACUUCUUGACGGGGAAAAAAUAUGUGAACAAACUGUACCUCAUGAGUGCCUACGAGGGGAAGAAAAAGAAAAAGAAGGGUGGGAAAGGAAAAAAGAAAAAGGGGAAGACAAAAUUGCCAAUGCCGAUAUGUAUCAUGGAUGAGGGUCCACGAACUCCCGGGGGUGGUCCACCAGAAACAUUCAUUGAGCGCCACCUACAUUUCACUGACACUGGUCGCUUCGACCGAGAUGAACCUCCUGAGCAUCCGUUGCAGGACGAUUCUGCAUGGUAUCUUCAUCAUCCGGACAAAGCGUACAUCAACAUAAAUGAUUCUGCGAAGAAUGGUGACCUCGAUUCGUUGAAGCAGGCGCUGAAUAAAGGAACACAUGUGGAUACGCGAGAUAAAUACUACAAGACACCGCUGAUGGCGUCCUGCUCUGUUGGAUGUAUCGACUCUGUGAGAUAUCUUCUCGAAGCUGGGGCUACAGUGAAUGCGAGAGAUAACUUCAAAUGGACACCGCUGCAUCAUGCCUGUCAUGCUGGGCAGCUUGAUAUCGCGGAACUGUUACUGGAACGUGGAGCAGAACUCGAUGCAGCGGCGAUGAAUGGCGGUACACCUCUGAUGAGGGCGAUUGAGAGCUCCAGGAUAGACCUUGUGCAGUACUUGAUCAACCGAGGAGCUAAGUUACAGAUUGAGAAUAGAAAAGGUCACAACCCUCUUGACGUUGCCAUGGCCUAUGCUGAUCCCAGGGUACUAGAUGCCGUUCAGGAGAAGUGGGACACCUUACCCAAGAUAAAUGAGAAAGGCAAGGGCAAGGGCAAAGGAGGGAAGAAAGGUGGUGGUGGUGCCAAGCGACCCAAGUCGAGCACCAGCGACAAUAAGAUGGAUUUGCCCCCGGUUCAGACCUAUAGAGCCUCUAGUCCUAGCGAUGAUAUGUCUGCCCAUCCAAGGAAAGGUUCCAUCCUACGUGCAGCCUCAGCUCUAGCUGGAGGCAUUGAGGAGCGAGAGGACAUCACAUACGUACCACUCAAGGCGUGGACUCAGCAGCCAAAUACUGAAGACUUGAUUGCGAAGAAGCAAGUUUGUCGCGAACGAUUCACAUUCGAAGUUGACUUCCCUGCUGAGUUCAAGAUGCCAUUCAAUAAGAACAUUUGUCAGAAGGUGGAGGUAUUCGGUGGGUUGGACGAUGACUGAUUAUGUGAUUGCAGUGUACACACAACGAGACCGAGUGUGUAUCGUCUAGGGUUACAGUUGAUGCUAAUUAUGAGCAGAGGUUCUGAGUUGGCAGGAACUUUAGUGAGAUUUAUGGUCACCCACAUGGUCUUGGUUUCUAGCCUCUAUUGGAUGAUUUCCUUGACUUGUCUUUUGGAAAUGUGCCUUGCCCGAGUGCAAGAGGGUCCAGAGAAGAGCCAAGCCGGUGACUGUUAGUUCUGUGGGAACAUCAUGAAGGUACAUUCGCUGACAGGAAAUGUACAUUCGCUGACAGGAAAUGCUAGUUGGCAAUGUCUUUCUAUCGGUUGUUAGAAUGUAGGAUGCAUUCAUUGUUACUGGUGGACCAAUAAUAAACCACACCAGAAUCAAUUGUAAACACCUAUUUCAUCUGUGAUAAUUCAAUAUAUGGAACUUUCUAGGUUGGCGACUGCAGGUUGGUUUUGACAUCAAAUGCCAAAAGUGAUCGAAGAACACUAAUAGAGAGACAACUUGGCAAAUUAGGUUUUAAGAAAGGGAUGGGGAGGAUAACGUAUGUCGCACCCUUUGACGCACAUUAUUUUUAUUGCUGAAAAUGCACCAUAACAGAUCACAUUGGAAGGAUGUCAAGCCUGCUGCUUCAGAACAUAUACUUGUUUAUUAUGUAGUCUCUCUAUUGGUGUAUUAUACACUGUUUUUAGCUUCUGUGCUUGUUGUACAGAUGGGGAUAAAAACUUGCAGCCAGACAAAACUAUAUUAGUAUUUUAGGAAAAACACCCAAAAUGUGCUUGUCAUUAUUUGAAACGCACCAGGGAAGAUGUCCAUAGACCAAAGUCCAGUUUUGUAAUUACAUGUACAUAGUAUUUCUGUAAAUUCCCUAAGAUGUUGUCAUUUAGACUUCAAUGCAUAUAGACGUCUAUUUUGUUAAUGUUGUAAAUAGCAAAGCCAUUCUGAAUCUGACUCUAUUUUAUAGAAAUCUUUAUCAUGAUUACUCUUGGCAAAUAUCAUAUGCUAUGUUUUAUUUAUGUUUUUGUCAAUUUGUGGAAUAAAUGACAUA